GACGUUACAGGCAGUGGCGGCAGUACAUGUGAGAGUUGUGGUAUUGAACAUAUAUCUGCAAAAAUCCACUUGUUUUGUCAAAUUUGCACUUACCCCAGUGUUCUGCAAUAACGAGAUUUUCAAGGUGCUACCAUGGUUCGCAUUUACCAACGUAAGACGGAGAGAGCGACAUCAUAUAAUAAGGAACAGCUGCAACAAGCACUGGAAGAUGUCAGACCUGGAAAAACAAUACUACAUACAGCAAGCCGAAAUUGUGCAAUUCCAAAAACAACAAUGCACAAUCAUUUAACUGGUGUCAGAGGAAAAAAAAAUGAUUCAUUAGGUAGAGGACCAGUUAUUCAUGUCGAACAUGAACGCAAAUUAGCCGAAGGUUUGAAAACUCUAAAAAAAUGGGGCUUUGGAUUAUCAAAACGUGAAGUUCUGUUGAUUGUCUCUGAUUUUGUUACACAAAAUAAUAUAAGAACGCCAUUUCUAUUUACACAUUCUAGUGACGACUUAUCUGAUAUAGAUCCAGCGUUAGAUGAUGAUUCUUUAGAUGAGCUAUCUGAUAUAUAUCCACCGUUAGAUGAUGAUUCUUUGGAUAAUGAUUCGCUAGAUGAUUUGGUUGAGGACAUCCUAGAUGACGAUAUGGGCAACAAUAUUGAAAAUGUAAAGGAAGAUUUUAAGUCUGGACAGUGGCUUGUAGUGAAAUAUACCGGAAAGAAAUCUGUGAAAUACUUCAUUGGAACUAUAGUAGGAUUUGACGAGGAAAACAACAAUCCAACUGUUAAAUUCGCGAAAAAGAAGAAUAACAAUUAUACAUUUUACUGGCCAGAUAAUGAUGACACUGACACUGUUUCCAGGGAAAAUAUUGCCAUGAUAUUGCCAGAUCCUGCAGAAAAUAGAAGAGGAAAAUCGUUCCAGUUCAAUGUAUAUUUCAUAGGACUGAAUUUCGUAUGCUAGGAAAUCUAGCUAUUAUAUUUUGUUCUCAUCCAAAAAUAUUGGACUUAUUAUAAAAAUAAAUAUUAAUGACACUAAA
Molecule: messenger RNA, 1018 nt
Organism: Diabrotica virgifera virgifera (western corn rootworm)
Lineage: Eukaryota; Metazoa; Arthropoda; Insecta; Coleoptera; Chrysomelidae
Exons: 2
Coding region: 133-942 (269 amino acids)
Source: RefSeq, a predicted model, not a curated record